Molecule: messenger RNA, 3222 nt
Organism: Pogonomyrmex barbatus (red harvester ant)
Lineage: Eukaryota; Metazoa; Arthropoda; Insecta; Hymenoptera; Formicidae
Gene: Lap1
Product: leucine rich repeat containing protein 7 lap1
Biological process (GO): embryo development; neurotransmitter receptor transport, endosome to postsynaptic membrane; cell-cell adhesion
Cellular component (GO): adherens junction; postsynaptic membrane; postsynaptic density
Molecular function (GO): protein kinase binding
Source: RefSeq, a predicted model, not a curated record
CGGCGGCGGCUCGGCGCCUCCGCGGAUGAUCGUCGUCGUCGUCGGCGGCGACGACGACGUUCUCGCGAGCGGACUGAUCUGUCCCAUGGUGGAUCGCGGCCGGAUCGUUUCUGAGAUCACAGUCGUACACACAUGAAAUGGGUAGCUCUUGGUGGCAGUGCGCCGCGUGUUUGAGAGCCCAGGAAGAAGACAUCUGUGAGCUACAGCUGAAUCACUGUAAUCUCUAUGAUGUACCACCCGAUGUGUUCAUUUACGAAAGAACGUUGGAAAAGUUAUAUCUCGACGCCAAUAGAAUAAGAGAUCUUCCUAGGCCGCUAUUUCAGUGCCACGAAUUGAGAGUGUUGUCGCUUAGCGAUAAUGAAAUUACUACAUUACCACCCGCCAUAGCAUCAUUGAUCAACCUGGAAUACUUAGACCUCAGCAAAAACAGUAUAAAGGAUUUACCAGACAGUAUAAAGGAAUGCAAGAGUCUGCGCUCAAUAGAUAUCAGUGUCAAUCCCUUUGAGCGUUUCCCAGAUGCUAUAACGCAUAUCGUCGGCUUGCGCGAACUCUAUAUAAACGAUGCAUAUAUAGAAUAUCUGCCGGCUAACUUUGGACGAUUGUCAGCCUUGAGGACGCUCGAGCUGCGAGAAAACAACAUGAUGACGUUGCCUAAGAGUAUGAGUCGUUUAGUGAAUUUGCAGAGACUCGAUAUCGGCAACAAUGACUUCACGGAACUGCCUGAAGUUGUUGGAGACCUCAUCAAUCUCACGGAAUUGUGGAUAGAUGGCAACGACAUCAGACGUGUGCCAGCAAAUGUUGAGCAGCUGUAUCGUUUGAACCAUUUUGAUUGCACGCUGAAUGCGAUACACGCCCUCCCGAUGGAAAUACGCGGCUGGCGCGACAUCGCGAUUAUGAAUCUGUCCUCGAACGAGAUGUACGAGCUGCCCGACACAAUGUGUUAUCUACGCACAAUCGUCACCCUCAAGAUUGACGACAAUCAAUUGAACGCACUGCCGAACGACAUUGGCCAGAUGUCGAGUUUAGAGGAGCUUAUAAUCACUAAAAACUUUAUCGAAUACUUGCCGUCUUCGAUCGGCUUGCUGCGCAAGCUACACUGUCUCAACGCGGACAAUAAUUAUCUGCGCGCGCUGCCGGCCGAGAUCGGUAGUUGCACGGCAUUGUCCUUGCUCUCCCUGCGAUCGAACAAUCUGACACGUGUACCGCCCGAGCUGGGCCACCUGUCUUCGUUACGAGUGCUAAAUCUUGUUAACAAUUGCAUUAAGUUCCUUCCGGUCUCUAUGUUGAAUCUCAGUAAUUUAAAAGCGUUGUGGUUAAGUGACAAUCAGAGCCAGCCAUUGGUACCGCUGCAACAGGAGUUCAAUUGCGAGGAGGACAUGAUGGUGUUAAGCUGUUUUAUGCUGCCUCAGAAACCGCGGCAGGACUUGGAGCAAAUAGUGCAAACCACAGGACCGAUUUCGAGUUCGAUCAUCGGAACCGGCAAGAAAAUAUGUUUUGCUGCUGAGGUAGAUUCCGAAAUCCCCAGGCAACUUCAUCGAGCACCGACUCCCUAUCCCAAGGAGCUACGCAAUCUUGCUAGGCACGCUCGUAAUCUGCAUCAUCAAUCCAUUCAUGAUCAAAGAACUACGCCUUUGUCUUCAACCUCUAUCGAUCGUCACACAAUGAAGAACUAUAACAAGAGCAAUAGACCGACUGAUCCCGGGGCGGCGGAGCAUUCAGUGUCCGAGGAGUCUUCCGACGAGGCAAACAAGACCGUGCUGGCGAAGGAGAAGAGCCCUGAUAUCCGAGAAGCCAAGUACAUUCGCAAUCCUACAUCUGAUUACGUCACGAAAACGCCGACGGUGGCCGAUUAUGUUAACUCCACUUGGAAACCGGACGAGUACUCCAAGGCGAACACGGCGAAGAUAGUGGAAUCCGAGAAGUUCAUCGAGCCGUACAGGACAGCAAUGUCCGUUGACGCGACAGACGGCAAGCAAACGCGGAUAGCGAUCGCACCGAAAUCCUGCGAUGUACCGCCAGCCCCGCCACCAUAUCACAUCGCGGCGGCGUUUUCCAAGAAAGCCGCCCUUUUCCAGCAAUUCAAUAAUCCGAUCGAAGCGGAUGCACAUCUGGCUUUACCUUCGUUAUCUUUCAACACGCCUUUAAAUUCGAUCGGGCCGUUACCAGAUGUAACGAAACAGAAGAACCUCGAGAUGAGUUCAGCGGACUCGGCGAAAGCUGAAGAAUGUGCAUCCGUGUCGUCGGGCGAUCGGGCAAACUUCGCUAAUUCAAGCGUUAAGCCAACAGACAACGGGCGAACGAGUUCUCUCGAUCAGACCAGCUCAGAACAGAGCUGCACGCCGAUUCCGGAUUGCAGUGUCGAUCCCGAACAAGGUGAUCGUGCCCUCAGGCCGAGCAAAAUUCCCGUUCUCAAAGCGAAACACACAGAGAACUCGGGUAAUGACGCGAGUUCGAACAAGAGUUCUUCAGUGGAAGAGUAUGACGCGAGUAGAACGUUGAACGCAUAUUCCGGCAUACCCACGUCGCCGAUUACAGGGAAAAAAUACCGCAGUCCGUUAUCGGCACCGUUGAAGCCAUUCGAACGAUCAAGGAAGCUGAUGAACGGGAACACUUCGUGUAAUAAUCCGUGUGACAAUGCCAACACUCCGACUGAAGUACCGACAAAUCUCAGCCGGACAAGUGUCACCGCUUCCAUUCAAACAAACAGGAUCGUUGUCGACACGUCGAGCGGAGUUACGCCUCCUGCUACUGCUGUCGAAAGCAGUUCGGGUCGGAAUACGUCAAACCACAAUACGAAUGGGACAUCUCAAGGCGACACAAAUGUCAACGCCGAAAGCUCAAAGGAACAUGCGAGUUCUCCUUCGAACGAACCACUGACCUCUGAAAAGAAACCGAAGUUCAAGUGGAUGUUCGGCCCUCAUAAAAACGCGAAUGUGUUGCCUGUUCAAGUAAAAAAAAAUCCAGGUCUUGGCUUCAGUAUAGCAGGUGGAGUAACGGGUGCAGAAACCGGAAUAAUCGUGACAAAGGUGAAUCCAGACGGGCCAGCUCAGGGUACUCUUCGGCCGGGUGAUAAGAUCCUGGAGGUAGACGGUAUCGACUUCACCAAAUCGGAUCACAAUAAUGCCGUCGCUGUUCUGCGUGCCACCGGUGCUGUUGUAUCUAUGAUGAUAAGUCGCCACCAAUGAUUGUAAGUUAUCUCGAAGAAGCAAAAAGAAAAAAAAA